GUGUCAUGCGUCGCAGUACAGAUAUGUAGCUUAGCCUCCACAGUGGGUGUAUGCCAUUUCGGAGGACAUCAUCGUCAUCAUCAUGAAUGUGCUUUGUCAGGAAGAAGCGGAACGCCAGGGUCGAAGGAGGUGGACGGCUUGGGACAACAGCCAUUUCUUAAAUGCUAGUCGUCAAGAUAUCUGCAAAUCGAAGGAUAACGACAUGCCUGCACCGGCGCCCGACGAAGAGGACACCGCGAUCGCAAAUCUGAAUAUCAACGAAGGCCUGCAAGAACAAGAAGAUGCGAUGAAGGCAGCCAUCGCUAACCACAACGCCGCCGACGAAGAGUCAUUGGAAGACAAUGACGAAGAGAUGCCUGCGCCCGCGUUCGACGACGCUGCGAUUGCGAAUAACGCUGACGGAUUCUUGCAAGAACCGGAGGAAGCGGUGGAAGCGGCGAACCACAACGCCGACGAAGGGGAGUUGGAAGAAUACUACGACGAACAAGUAGUCAUUCAGCUGAUCCAUGCCGCGCUCUACCAGAUAUGUCUGCUCCUUGGAUCACUGGUCAUCGGCGUCUCCUCUGCGGUCUACAUGUAUCGGGUGGAGACGUCUCUGAACUGGUGGAGCGAAGAAGCGGCCCGCGGACACGUUUUGAUGCCCGUCAGACUGGUGUCCUGGCUGAAAUGGCGGGCCCAGGCGUUCCUCGCUGCGAACCUACUCGCGUCCAUAGUUGGGUUCCUGGGUUCGCUGCGUGUCAACCUGCACCUCCUCCUCUUCUACAUCAUUGCGGUGGCGGUGUUCAUCCCGGCCCCGUUCGUCGUCGUUGUCUGCUGCCUCCUGCCGCACUCCAUCAGCUGCUACGUAUUCCCGAACGCCUUCAGGUACUUCCUGGUGGUUGCGUGGGACGGCGACACCAGGCCACUGAGCGUACCGAUGCUCUGCGCCGGUCCCGUGAUCGCGGUUUGCUUCGCAUGCGCCACGAAGCUGUACGAGUCCAUAGAGAUGGCGGCGGCGCACGUUGCAGCGGUGCGACGACGGGGCCGCCGCCGCGUCGAACGGCGGCGGCGAGGCUAGACGUCCUCGAGGCCCCUCCGGUCGACCCGCUACAGAGGCCUCUACAGAACUGCUCGACUGGCCGCGUAGGCAGUGUCGAGAUAGCGUCCUCUUAUUGCUGCUGCUUUUGGUGUACCGAACUAACAAGAAGACGCCUCGAAGUAUUCUGUGCUGUGUUAUUCAGCCACCGCUGUGCCCCGCUAUUCUUAUUUGAGUAUAGCGCGGUGCCACAGUGGCUAUGACGUUCUGCUGCUGAGCCACGAGGUAGCAGGUUCGACUCGCGGCCACGUGUCGAACCUGCUAUACCUACAUCCAUGGGAAUAAACUAUGUUCAG
Messenger RNA from Dermacentor albipictus, 1371 nucleotides. RefSeq lists its product as uncharacterized. NCBI's taxonomy places the organism in Eukaryota, Metazoa, Arthropoda, Arachnida, Ixodida, Ixodidae. The record is from RefSeq and is a predicted model, not a curated record.